Messenger RNA from Carya illinoinensis, 2105 nucleotides. Its product is annotated as protein FLX-like 1. The coding region runs from base 685 to 1620 and encodes 311 amino acids. The transcript has 5 exons. NCBI's taxonomy places the organism in Eukaryota, Viridiplantae, Streptophyta, Magnoliopsida, Fagales, Juglandaceae. The record is from RefSeq and is a predicted model, not a curated record.
UAAAACAUUUUAUCUUCCAUAUUUUCCCAAACCUGGCGAGAAAAACCCAGGGCUAGGGUUUUGAGCUCACACCAGCCCGAGAAAUCUUUGUUUCUGAAUCUCUCAAUCCACCUGGACUUUAAAACUCUCACUUCCCUGGGGUCUGUUAUCUUGCUCCUAAAAUUUUUCUUCUAUCACAUUUGUCCGCUUUUUUCAUAAUUAUUCGUUGGAGUAGCAUCUCUGCCUAGAAACUUUGGAAAAAUUGAAAGAGGAAUUCCACAUUUUUUUUGUUCAUGCUGACUUUUGCCUGUGGUUUGUGCUAGUGGAACUCACUCAGUUUGUUAUUUUGUUUUCCGGCCGUCUCUACGUAAUCAAACCUUAUUCGGAAAGGGAAAUCUUUUUUCUAUUUUCGUUUCCACUGUCUUCUCGGCUACCAAUCGGACGGUUAAGGCUUUGGGCUUUCCUGAAUUUUUAUUUUUAUUUUAUUUUAUUUUGUGUAUUCUUCAAUGAUUUUGUGGUCGAAUUGUUCUAACGAAGUUUAGGUCUGAAAUUAUGAUUUUUUAUUUAUUUUUAUCAAUUUUCUGGAUUAUUUUUAUUGGGUUCAUUUUUUAUAAUUGAUUGAACUCAGUUUAGUGAGUGUCGCUUUCCAAACUCUGAAUUUGCUGUCUUUUCUCUUCUGGGUAGCCAAAUCUCUAGCAAGAAAUAAUGUCUGGAAGAAAUCGCGGACCCCCGCUUCCAAUGAAAGGGGCUCCUCACGCGGGACUACCCCCCUCAGUCCGUGAAGUACCGUUUGGCAGAGGGGUUGGGCCAAUACCCCAUCCAGCUCUACUCGAGGAGAUGAGAGAAUCCCACUUCGGAAUGGGUCCCAGAUCACUCCCUCCUCAUCCUGCAGUAAUUCAGGAGGGUCUUGAUGCUCAGUAUCAAGAAAUUCAGGGGCUCUUAGUCGAUAACCAGAGGCUAGCUGCGACCCAUGUUGCCCUUAAGCAGGAACUAGAAGCUACGCAACAUGAGUUGCAAAAGAUGGGUCACUUGGCAGAUUCCUUGCGGGCGGAGAAGGAUGGUCAGAUGAGAGGAUUAUAUGAGAAGUCUGUUCAUUUGGAGGCGGAUCUUCGUGGGGUUGAGGGCAUGCGUGCCGAGCUUGUUCAAGUUCGUGCUGAUAUUAAAGAGCUUAGUGGCUCAAGGCAGGGGCUCACGGGUCAGGUACAAGCGAUGACACAAGAUUUGGCUAGACUUACGGCAGAUUUGCAACAGGCACCAGCAUUAAGGGCGGAAAUUGAGACUAUGAAGCAGGAGUUGCAACGUGCAAAAUCGGCCAUCGAGUAUGAGAAGAAAGGAUAUGCCGAUAAUUAUGAGCAUGGGCAAGUGAUGGAGAAGAAGUUGCUCUCAAUGGCUCGAGAGUUGGAGAAGCUUCGUGCGGAGAUUGCCAAUGCAGAGAAGAGAGCUCGUGCUGCUGCUGCUGUUGGGAAUCCUGGGACAGGCUACAAUGUGAACUAUGGAAAUCCUGAAACAGGUUAUGCAGGCAAUCCUUAUCCUGCUGGCUAUGGCAUGAAUCCUGCGGGUGCAGAAAAUUUCCCUCAUUAUGGACCUGGUCCUGCUUCCUGGAGUGCCUAUGAAAUGCAACGAGCUCAAGGACACAGAUAGGCUUUUCUCACAAGCAAACCAAGCUGUGUUCUAACUGGUUAUCCUGUGAAGUGGCACAAGCUAGAAACCCGAACUGUUUCAUUCCCUGUGGGACCCCUCGCCUAUUCAUAGGGCUGCUUCACUGAGAUCAAUGGCCUGGCUAGAUCAGACCACCUGGUGUAUAGAACUUUGUAUCCUGAGAAGUAAUUUGUCAUUUUGAUAUAUAUGCUGCAAUGGGUUCUGAUGAUGACCUCACCUCCAUGGUUGGGGUGAUGGUCUCCAGGUUUAUGGAACAUUUUAUAGAACUUUGAUCCACCCUUUUGUGCCUCUUUUUGGGCACAAAGGAAAUCAUCUCCAUUUUUACUCCCUUUAUGAAAGCUACUUUGACAUGGACAUCUGUGGGCUGGUGGCUUGUGAAGGCCCCUGGUGUCAAUUGAUUGUGAUCGAGUGCAUACUGAUAUGAUGAUGAUGAGGAAAAAUAAACAGGACCUAUGGAUUUUGGUUUA